Messenger RNA from Acanthaster planci (crown-of-thorns starfish), 2690 nucleotides. Its product is annotated as zinc finger CCCH domain-containing protein 15-like. The record is from RefSeq and is a predicted model, not a curated record. Gene Ontology annotation, cellular component: cytosol. Lineage: Eukaryota; Metazoa; Echinodermata; Asteroidea; Valvatida; Acanthasteridae. Gene Ontology annotation, biological process: cytoplasmic translation. Gene Ontology annotation, molecular function: metal ion binding; mRNA binding.
CGCCAUGCGCCAGCAUGCGUCAGUGACGUGCCAGCUCUCUUCCGAGAUCAGAACUUCUGAUCGUUGUUUUCCGACAACAUGCCUCCCAAAAAACAGCAACAACCAAGCAAGAAAACGGUAGAAAAGAAAAAAGACAAGAUAAUAGAGGAUAAGACUUUCGGUCUGAAGAACAAGAAGGGUGCUAAGACACAGAACUACAUCAAGACAGUCACCAACCAGGUCAAAUAUGGCAAUCAGAAAGCCAAGGCUAAAGAGCAGCAAGAACAACUGGACAGAAAGUCCAAGAAGAAACAGGAGCAAGAGGAAAUUAACAUGCUCUUCAAGCCUGUCACUGCCCAACAGAAAGUUGCAAAGGGUGUGGACCCUAAGUCUGUAGUGUGUGCGUUCUUCAAGCAGGGAACCUGUACCAAGGGGGACAAGUGCAAAUUUUCCCACGACUUGGCCGUAGAGAGGAAGUCGGCCAAGAGGAACUUAUACGAGGACACCAGGGAGGAUGACCUGGCCAACGACACAAUGGACAAUUGGGAUGAGGAGAAGCUGAAGACAGUUGUCGACAAGAAACACCAAGAAGAGAACUCCAAGAAACCCAAAACAGACAAGGUGUGUAAGUAUUUCCUUCAGGCCAUUGAAGAUUGCAAGUACGGUUGGUUUUGGGUGUGCCCUAAUGGGGGCGACAAAUGCAUGUACAGACACGCCCUCCCUCCAGGCUUUGUCUUGAAGAGUCAUAAGAAAAAGCAAGAUGAAGAACAACCAGAACAACAGAUAACAAUAGAAGAACUCAUCGAAGAAGAGAGGUCAAAGUUAGGAGCCCAACAAACGAAGAUAACCCUGGAGACGUUCCUCGAGUGGAAGAAGAAGAAAAUUGCUGAGAAGAAGGCACUCCUGGAGAGUCAGCUCAAUAAGAAAACAAAUUUAAUUUGGGGGUUUCAGAUCACGGGUCGUGAGCUGUUUGCCUUCAACCCAGACCUGGUCGGGGAUGACGAUGAUGAGGCUGCAGAUGAUACGCAAUACAGGCGAGGAAGUGACGAUGAAGGGGAUGCAGUUGUGAAAGAUGUCAGGAUAGAAAACAUCACAGCCACAGAAGUAGAUGGCUCGGGGACGGUAUCAAUGACCCACAACAGGGAGGGGGAAACGAGUACAGUUGUUGAGGCCUCGUUGCCCGGAACCAGAAUAGACGAGAAAGAAGCAGAAGAUGAAGACAGCAAACUCGACCAAGCGGCUGCCCUUCCUGCUGACGAGACGUCAGAUCAAGAAGAACCAGCCGCCGCAGCGGCCACUGUCAAUGGAGUCCCAGUCGAUGAGAAUCUCUUUGUUGAGGAUGUGGAAGUCGACGAAGACCUCUUUGAUCAGGAGCUAGACCUGGAGGAGGAUAUGGACGACUUGAACCUCAGAGAUUGAAGUAGCUUGUGACACUCCAAGACUAAUAAAAAGAACAAAAUCAGACCUAAAUGCUGACAUCUCGCCGCUUCCCUAGUGAUGAUGAAACUGUAUUUAUUUCUACACACAGGUUGAAAAGGAGAAUGAAAUGACUAUCAUGCGGGAUUUUAGUGGUUCCGAAAAAACUUUGGUUAGGCUCCAAAAUCUCUUAAAGGAUUUUGAUUUUAAAAAAAUACCAAACUGUGGAGUGUGGACCCAGUGAGGCUACAGUUAGACCGAAAACUACAGACUUCUUUGGCUUAAAAAUCUCAGAACUGCUUGUCUUUGAUUCUUUCACAGCCGUUUCAGAUACAAGUACAUCCCAAAUUUGUCAAGCGGAAUGGUAUCUCAGUAAGACACAAGGGGUGCGUCAUUUUUGGAUGGAAUUCACACUUUCAAAUUUGGAUUCCUUUUCUGUAAUUUCUUGGAGUGUCACAGUGUGUAAAGCCUGAAAAUAAAAUUAUUUCCUUGCAAUAAGGAAAAGGAUUGCAAGUAGUUGAAAAAUAUGUGUAUUUCUUAAAAAGGGGUUGGGGUUGGGGGGGGGAAGUGUUUUCAUGAAAGGCAGCAUGGAAGCUUGCUGAAGCAUUAAUCAAAUGAAAAAGUAGUUUCAACCAGUGAAAGUUUUGCACAAAUCUACAUAGAAGUGUAUCAAGAUUUUUUUAAGGACAAACCUGAUGUUAUUGUAGAUGGAUGGUAAUAAGACAUCUCACCAUUUUCAUGUACCAUUUUCGAGUACAGAAAGUACACUUGCUUGUACAUGAAAGAGUGGCAUAAAUUCUGCAAGCAGGGCACACGAUGGCGGUUAUGUUUUUGAAAUGAUACUGAAAUGAAAGUUUGGCAAUAAUCACUUGAUCACUUCCUCUGCUCUUUGGACUUUCCAGGAAAAGCUGGUUCCCCCAAGAUAUCCCCAGCAAACUGCAUGCAUUGUAAACCUUGUAGAAAAAAGAAAUGAAUACAGCAUUUGAAAGAUUCUUUUAUGAAUUGUGUUUCUUUUAUUUUUUUCCAUCAAUUAUUCCGAAAGAUAAGAAAGAAAAUAAUUUCAUUUUGAAGGAACUCAGUUCUCGUCAAUUAAACUUUUGAAGUGGGUACUUCCAAACUACUCAAUUCAUUUUUGCAUCAGAUUUUGUGGAGAAUGUUUGUUUCACCAGGCUCCUGUUCAGACAGAAUUAUGGCAGUCUUUGAAAAAUCAUGAUAGCAAAAUUGUUUGAACUAAUAGGGUAUUAACAAAUAGCCAUUAAUUUACACUGUACAUAAAUAUAUUUCAGUUCUAUGAA